AAACGUCUGAAAUUGGGAUGUAUACUGAUUGCAUUGGCUGGAAUUUUUUUGGCUGGCACGAACAUUGACUAUAUUCUGCUUUGUUUAAAUAGAACCUAUUUCAGAGAAAUGCAGAACGAAUUCGCAGAACACGGUCUCUACACUGUGAUACAAAUGUAUCCAGAUUUGUUAAAUAUCUUGGCAUCGGUCAUGCUAAUAUUUGCAAUCAUAUCGCAAUAUGGUUGGCUGUUUUGGACCACUCUAUUCUUUCAAGCAUUUCAGGCAGUCUACUUUCUUAUUUUCAGUUUUACUCCAGCAUCAUUGGGUUCGAAUUUAAUUUUAAAUGAGAGUAUUUGACACAAUUUAACCUAUUGGAUUUACGUGCUUCUUUGGCUAACACUGACAACGUAUUUCAUGUACAUAGUAUAUUCGUACUAUCGGCAAUUAAAACCGGGGGCAACUGAAAAUAUGGCGGAGGGAUUGGAGUAAUAACUAAUAAGAAAAUAA
Messenger RNA from Drosophila mauritiana, 486 nucleotides. RefSeq lists its product as uncharacterized. The record is from RefSeq and is a predicted model, not a curated record. The annotation marks the transcript as partial. The transcript is spliced from 5 exons. Lineage: Eukaryota; Metazoa; Arthropoda; Insecta; Diptera; Drosophilidae.